ACCGGACGAAAGGUCACACUACCACGCACAUGUUUUUGUUUUGUUGACAAAAUAAAUUGCGAUGUCUCGAAAGAAGUGGUCGUCGCUGGACAAACCCCCACUCUCAGAUGCAGUGCUGCAGGUUGUGCAGAGCUUCGGAUUCCAGCAGAUGACGCCCGUCCAGACGGCGGCCAUUCCGCUGCUUUUGGCCCGCAAGGAUGUCUCCGCGGAGGCUGUGACGGGCAGUGGAAAAACACUGGCGUUCCUCGUGCCCCUCUUGGAAAUCCUGCAGAGACGCCACAAGGAGACCCCGUGGGGCCCGAAGAGAUCGGCGCCCUCUGAUUCACCCACCAGGGAACUGGCCCGACAAAUCUCAGAAGUGCUGGCACAGUUCCUGGAGCACGAGGAUCUGGAGCACCUGAAUCAACAGCUGAUUGUGGGUGGCAACAGCAUCGAGGAAGACAUAGCCACGCUGCGCAAGGAGACGCCCUGCAUUCUGGUGUGCACGCCCGGACGACUAGAGGAUCUCUUUCAGCGCAAGGGCGAUGAUCUUAAUUUGGCGGCACGAGUCAAGAGUCUGGAGUUCCUGGUCCUCGACGAAGCCGAUCGUCUGCUGGCUGGCUUCAAAACGAGUGUAAAUAACAUACUGGGCUACUUGCCCCGUCAGCGACGAACUGGACUCUUCUCCGCCACAACCACCGAAGUUACGGAUUUAAUCCGAGCGGGCUUGCGAAAUCCAGUACUUGUUUCGGUCAAGGAGAAGGCCUCAGUGAACACGCCCGCCCGCCUGCAGAACUUCUACAGGAUCGUCGAGCCAGAACGCAAGUUCCUGGCGCUGCUGAAGUUUAGUUCACCCGCCACUCGCAGUGGGAAGGUAAUGGUCUUCUUUCCCACCUGCGCCUGUGUAGAGUACUGGGCGGAGGCCUUGCCACCUCUUCUGCCUAAACGCACAGCUGGCAUCCACGGAAAGAUGAAGAACAAGAGGGCCAAUGUGGUCGAGAAAUUCCGGAACACACCGCAAGCUGUACUACUCUGCACGGAUGUACUGGCGCGCGGCUUGGAUGUGCCCGAGAUCGAGUGUGUGCAGUGGGAUCCACCCUCGACUGCCUCCAGCUUUGUGCAUCGCGUGGGACGCACUGCUCGGCAGGGAAACGAGGGAAACGCUCUGGUGUUUCUCCUUCCCAGCGAGGAUGCCUAUAUACACUUCCUGAAGAUCAACCAGAAGGUGGAGCUGAAUGAACUGCCCACCGAAGAGGCGGAGGACGAUGCUGUUGCUGAAAAGAAGCAGCUGCCAGCCAUUUUAGAUCAACUGCAUCGGCUGCAGGUGGCAGACAAGGGCGUUUAUGACAAGGGAAUGCGCGCUUUUGUCUCAUGUGAGGGCAUACACAAACACGAGUGUAGUGCUAUUCUCCGGCUAAAAGCUGAUCUGGGCAAAAUGGCUACUGCUUACGGCCUCCUGCAACUGCGCAUGCCGGAGCUGAAGAACUACAAGGAAGGCGGCUAUAUUGCGCCCACUUUCGAGGUGGACCUCACCAAGCUCACCUACAAGAACGCCCAAAAAGAGCAGGUCCGACAGAAAAAAAUGGAAACGUACCAGGAAACGGGCAGCUGGCCGGGCCAGAAACAGCACAAGAAGCGCGUCGAGUCCUGGGAUCAGACCAAGAAGGCCAAACUGGAUGCCAAGUCGAAGAAGGAACUGCGCACCAAGAAGCAGCGAAAGAAAGCGGCGGAGGCAGAGGCGGGAUCUGGAAAGGGAAAAAAGAGACAGCAGUUCAGCCAGGAGGAUCUCGACGUGGCCAGCGAUAUUAGGUUGUUCAAGCGGCUUAAAAAGAACAAGAUCAGCGAGGAGGAAUUUGACAAGGCCAUGGGCAUCGAGGGCGACAAUGAAUGAUAACAACAUCUUUUGGGAUCAUUUUUAUGAAAAUAAAAAUCUGUUAGAAAAA
Messenger RNA from Drosophila suzukii, 1922 nucleotides. Its product is annotated as probable ATP-dependent RNA helicase DDX55 homolog. The record is from RefSeq and is a predicted model, not a curated record. Gene Ontology annotation, cellular component: nucleolus. Lineage: Eukaryota; Metazoa; Arthropoda; Insecta; Diptera; Drosophilidae. Gene Ontology annotation, molecular function: RNA helicase activity; ATP binding; nucleic acid binding.